UUAGAGGGAUUGCUGGAUGCUGCUGCGGCUUUGGUACACGGCAAACGGCAAAAAAUGUGAAAUUUCAACAUCAAGCAGGACGAAUCAUAAAUUCAUGCUGGGGAUGUUGGCCGUCUCUGCGCUGGUCCUGUCCUGCUCACUCGCGAGCAGCCUAGCUGCUCUGUGCUCUGAUCUGAUCUCUCGUGGAGGAGAUGAUGAUGGUGAUGUAGCAGCACAGGGGUUCUUCCACACCACCUCGGCCGGGCUGGGUCUACGCGGAAGCUGACAGUCGACAUCGGCCAACGUCAGUGUGGCACGGCGGUUGUUGUUAUCGAAUUAACGGAGUGAUUUUUAGUCGUUGAACGGAUCUCGGCAAGUGCGCGUACAAACGCUGGAGUGUCUAGCUCGGUCAGAGUCGAGGGUCAACUUUCUGGAAAGCACUUCUUCGUUGCGGAAUCGCUGGACGCAACAAAAAAAGAAUCAAUCGCGGAAAAAAGGCCUCGUCGACUCCAAUUGCCGUUGAAGAGAGCGCCGUUAAUUGGAUUUUUAUUCGCGGCAUCGUUCGGGCGCUACUGCAAGUCCUCUUGUGCAUCGCUAUCGAGGCCCGCGUUGGAGAUGCACUGUGGAUGCAUCGGCAGUGAAGUCGCGAGUUGUUUUUUUUUUUGUAUCGUGUGACUUGCAUCGUUUGACCAGAGUGGUUGUGGUGAUGCUGGUGCACAAUUAAUGUGUCGAAUUGAAAAGGAUUAACGCGAGUUCGGACGGAAAAAAGGAUCGUUGAGGGACGUGUGUGGACGCGUCGAGUGACUGUGUCAGAGAUCAAAUGGGAUAAUUCGGUUUUGUGAGGAAGGAAGUGGAAAAAAAGUGUCACAGAGAAGAGUGUCGUGCGAGUGAGAUUGGGCUUUUUUGUUGUCUGAAGUUCUGCUAGAACAGUAGCGGUUAGUGUUGGGUUGAAUGUUUUCGUUUCGAAACAUGGAAGGAUCGACGGUGCUGCACGAUAACAAAUCAGGUUUCAACAAAACGUCCAUAGCGGAUUUUUACGAUAAGCUAGAAAAAGAAGAAAACGGUCGAAGUUUCAGUUUGGAUGAUGCCAACAGUGGGGCGUUGGUUCGACAUGAAAACGGUAAAUCAGAUCCCCGCGGCUCUCCAAUUUCUUGCUACUCCCCCCAGAGCCGCCUAUUACCGUGGGCUUCGCAACACCUCACCCCGGCCAGCGAGGGCGGCGGUAGCAUCAGCGCUCGGAAGGCACAGAAUCUGGGCCUGAUUUGCGUAGUUUGUGGGGACACCAGUUCCGGAAAGCACUACGGCAUUCUUGCUUGCAACGGCUGUUCGGGAUUCUUCAAGCGGAGCGUGCGGCGGAAGCUGAUCUACAGAUGUCAGGCUGGUACCGGGAAUUGUACGGUGGACAAGGCUCAUCGGAACCAGUGCCAGGCGUGUCGGCUCAAGAAGUGUCUCAACAUGGGAAUGAACAAAGACGCGGUCCAAAAUGAGCGUCAACCACGGAACACGGCGACGAUCCGGCCGGAAGCGCUGCGGGACAUGGAACAAGGUCGGGCUCUGCGGGAAGCGGCCGUCGCGGUUGGCGUUUUCGGCCCCCCCGUCUCGCUGGCCCUCCUCUCGCCCUCCCGGUACGGCCCAAGCAUGCUCCCGGCCCCAUCGCUUCCCACCAGCCAGUUCCUGCACCACCACAGCCAGGUGUCCUCGCUGGUCAACAGCCUGCCCCAUCACCACCCACACCAUCCAGCGGCGGCAGCUGCACACCACGCGGCAAUGCAUGGCCUCGCCAACGGCCUUUCGCUGGGUCUCAACGGGGUCACCCACGGGGCGUCGGCACUUUCGGCCGCCGCAGCAGCCGCGGCCGCUGCCGCCAACAGCCACAACAACAACAACAGCCCGCUGGUCAGCAACGCGAAUUUGAGUUCCUCGGAAAAUCUGAACGCAAACCAGUCGUCGAAUCACUCCAACACUAGUGACCCGCACUCGCCCAGGAGGGAGGACGGUGGCUGUGGGGGAGGAGCUUCGCCGGAAGUGCACCAGCCGGCGUCGCCGAACGGGACCGGACUGAACUCUUCUGCGGGUCAGGAGAGCUCGUCGGUGAAGCAGCACACGCACAGUACGUCGUCCUGCGGGUCGGCCAGUCCGAUUUUGCAGGAUGAUGCGAUGAACGAUAAUGAUGACGACUCCAUCGACGUGACCAACGACGAGGACGUUGAACCUGUGCAGAACAAUGCCGGCCUACCCGCCCUGGUCAAUCAUCCCCUGUACGGCCAAAGUCCGAUGUUCAACUUUCAGGAAACCAUCUACGAAACCAGCGCGCGGUUGCUCUUCAUGGCGGUCAAGUGGGCGAAAAACUUGCCCAGCUUUGCCAGUUUGACCUUUCGGGAUCAGGUCAUCCUCCUGGAAGAAUCCUGGGCAGAGUUGUUCCUCCUGAACGCCAUCCAGUGGUGCAUGCCAAUCGAAACCUCAGCGUGUACGUUGUUCUCCUUGAACGAGCACUGCUCCAGCGUGAACAACUCCGGGAUCUUCAAACCCGGACAGUUGGCCCAGGACCUGCGCGUGCUGAACGAUACCCUGUGCAGGUUCAAGUCCGUCAUGGUAGACCCGGCGGAGUUUGCCUGCAUGAAGGCGAUCGUGCUGUUUCGGUCGGAAGCACGAGGGCUGAAAGAUCCGGUGCAAAUCGAGAACCUGCAGGAUCAGGCACAGGUCAUGCUAGCGCAGCACUCCCGCACCCAGUUCCCUGGCCAGAUCGCGCGCUUCGGCCGGCUGCUGCUGAUGCUGCCCCUGCUCCGGAUCAUCAACUCGCACAAAAUCGAAUCGAUCUACUUCCAGAAAACCAUUGGCAACACCCCGAUGGAGAAGGUCCUUUGUGAUAUGUACAAAAAUUAGUGGCGGCCCAAAAGCUCUGUGAAAGAAACCGGAUCGUUAGACUAGCCUAAAGUAAUCGAAAUUAUGUAGUUGAAAAAAAGAAGAACUGCACAAAAACAAAACAUUUUAUUCAAACACAUCUGCGAGUAACAGCACAAAUAAAAAGCGCUUCAAUUAUUGAUAAAUUUCAAACUGUCUGUUGGUGGCAAAUUUGCGCACGAAAUAAAAAAGCAUCACUUGCGUAAUUAUUAGAACUUUUUUCCUCCCCUUCAUUUUCAUUCGGUGACAAGGCUAACCUAAUCGAACAACACCGGCUAAAAUCUAAAAUUUAUGCAAACCACUCAUUCGCAAAUUUCCACCACCAAAACAAAGCCCACCCCCACAUUUGGACUCGGAAAAGCUCUCGGCCACCACAUUUGCUCGAGCUCGUGCGUAAAUUAUUAUGCGGUCACAUUUCAUGUCACGUGUGUGUGUGUGUGUGUGUGUGCGGUUGCAGGGUCCGAUUUUUCUACGGGGUUUUUCAUUUCACCACACAGCACAGCCAACACAGCGGGCACACCAAAUUUUGUCUAAUCGGAAAAGUGUCUGCAGCGGCAAAGCUGCCGUGUGCGGGAAUUUUCCGGCUUUGCAGGUAAUCAAAUUAGAGUUGUGGGAAUGUGUGCAAAGACUUUUUUUUGUUAGAUUCAGUUGGAAAUUUUAUGAUCAGUUAACGUGUUCAAAUUAGCAAAAUGCCAAAGUGGAAAAAAGCGUAAUUACAAAAAAAACUCGCAAUUAGUCAAAAAUCUAGCUUAAGUUAAAAUGUUUUCGUGCAAUGGAUUCGUGAGUUACAUUUUAUAAGCUGUAUAUUGUAGAUUAGAAAGAGAGGCGGUUGAAUUUCAAAACAGAACAAAACUCAACCAUUAGAAUUUUAACGGCACACGUGAACUGCACAAGCACAACACUUAACACACAUACAAAAUGAUAUUCCAUUUCUGCUGAUAUUGUACAGAUUUAUGACGUAAAUAA
Messenger RNA from Culex quinquefasciatus (southern house mosquito), 3846 nucleotides. RefSeq names its product photoreceptor-specific nuclear receptor. Bases 931 to 2862 code for a protein of 643 amino acids. Gene Ontology annotation, biological process: anatomical structure development; cell differentiation; positive regulation of transcription by RNA polymerase II. Gene Ontology annotation, molecular function: RNA polymerase II cis-regulatory region sequence-specific DNA binding; zinc ion binding; nuclear receptor activity. The record is from RefSeq and is a predicted model, not a curated record. NCBI's taxonomy places the organism in Eukaryota, Metazoa, Arthropoda, Insecta, Diptera, Culicidae. The transcript is spliced from 11 exons.